Alligator mississippiensis (American alligator) is the source of this 5447-nucleotide messenger RNA. RefSeq names its product cytochrome P450 2F3. The record is from RefSeq and is a predicted model, not a curated record. Lineage: Eukaryota; Metazoa; Chordata; Crocodylia; Alligatoridae. Gene Ontology annotation, biological process: xenobiotic metabolic process. The transcript has 9 exons. Gene Ontology annotation, molecular function: iron ion binding; oxidoreductase activity, acting on paired donors, with incorporation or reduction of molecular oxygen, reduced flavin or flavoprotein as one donor, and incorporation of one atom of oxygen; heme binding. The coding region runs from base 3742 to 5232 and encodes 496 amino acids. Gene Ontology annotation, cellular component: cytoplasm; intracellular membrane-bounded organelle.
UGACUUGCCCGCUCCUCCUGCUUGGCCCUUUAGAGGCUGUUCCUAUCCUUGAGUUGUGGUUAUCGGGUAUUGAUUUAAAGCCCUGUCUGCAUCGCUGAAUCCUACAGCCGUGGGGAUGGAAGGGAGCUUCAGAGGUCGCAUCCAGUCUAGCCUCUGGCCGGAGGAAGGAUCGGCCCUGUGCAAACCGGCCAGGACUAAUCCAGCGUGUAUCAAAUACUGUUGAUCCUGACACAGUGGAUCUGACGCCAGAGUUUGCUGCAGGAAAAGCAGCGGGGCUGCAGCCGCCAACGUCGUGCUGCUGUGACCUGUCAGUAAUUGCUGAAGAGCCCCCAGGCCGAGGCUGCACCCCCGCUACAGAGGGGACUGUGCCAGGCUGAGCAUCUGCCCCAGUGCAAUGUGGGGCUGAGCCUGAGCACAGGUGCGGGACCCUGCAGAUUGCAUUGGCAUAGUCCGGUCCUCAUCCCCAGCCUGAGCUGCAGGUAGCACCUCUGGGGGGGCUUAAAACCCCCCUGACACAUGGACGGGGCGUCCCCCCACCGAUGCCUGGUGUCCACCCUGCGGACCCCUGCUCUGCCCUGGAGGAAGUGUUUCUGUAUCAGGUGGAGGGACCGGAGGCAGUUGUGUUCAGUGUCAUAGAUUCAUAGAUUGUCGAGUCAGAAGGGACCAAAUGGAUCAUCGUGUCUGAGCCCCUGCCCCUGGCAGGAAAGAGGACCGAGGUCAGACGACCCCAGCCAGGUGACUAUCUAUCCUCCUCUUGAAGACCUCCAAGCUAGGUGAAAGCACCACCUCUCUUGGGAGCCCAUUUCAGAUCCUGGCCACCCUUACUGUGAAAAAUUUCUUCCUAAUAUCUAACCUAAAUCCCCUCUCAACUAGUUUACACCUGUUAUUCCUAGUCACUCCCUGGGGCACCCUAGUAAACAGCACUUCCCCUAUUCCCCGUUGACCUCCCCUAAUAAAUUUAUAGGCGGCCACAAGAUGUCCCCUCAGCCAUCUCUUGUGAAGGCUGAAGAGAAUCAGGUCUUUCAACCUCCCCCCGUAGGGUCUAUCACGAAGGCCACUCAUCAUGCGAGUGGCCUCCUCUGGACCCUCUCCAGAUUCCCUGCAUCUCUCUUGAAGUGCGGCGCCCAGAGCUGGACACACUACUCCAACUGCGGCCUGGCCAGUGCCGCAUAGAGGGGGAGCAUCGCCUCCUUUGAUCUAUUAGUCAUGCAGCUGCUAAUGCACUUCAAGAUGUGACUGGCCUUGUUGAUGGCCUCGUUACACUGCCGGCUCAUGUUCAUCUUGGAGUCAAUUAUGACUCCAAGAUCCCUCUCUGCCUCCGAGCUACUGAGAAGGACACUCCCCAACCUAUAGGUGUGCUGGGGGUUCCUCCUUCCCAGGUGGAGUACCUUAUAUUUAUCUUUAUUAAAUUGCAUCCUAUUUCUCUCUGCCCAUUGAUCCAACCUGUCCAGGUCAGCCUGAAUCUGCUCCCUGCCCUCCUGUGUACUAACUUUGCCCCAUAACUUGGUAUCAUCAGCGAACUUGGAGAGGGUGCUCUCCAUGCCCUUGUCCAAAUCGCUGAUGAAGAUAUUGGAUAAUAUCUGUUGGAGGACCGAACCCUGCGGGACCCCACUGCCCACCUCCCUCCAGGCCGAGAAGAAACCAUCCACCACCACUCUGGUGCGGUCCCUAAGCCAGUUGGCCACCCACCUGACCGUGUAGGCGUCCACUCCACAGUCUGCUAGCUUCCCAACGAGGACAGGGUGCGAAACUGUGUCAAAGGCCUUCCUAAAGUCCAGGAAAAUGACAUCAGCCUCGGCUGGAAAGCAGGGUGAGUGCACACUCAGCACCUUCGCGGAUGACACCGCGCUGGGGGGAGUAGCAGAUGCGCUGGAGGGCAGGGCUGGGAUCCAGAGGCUUUGACGACCAAAAGGAAUCUCAUGACUGAGGUUCAAUUAAGGACAAGUGCAAAGUGCUGCGUUUAGGACAGAGCAGUCCCAUGCACCGGGACAGGCUGGGGGUGACGGGCUGGGCAGCAGCUCUGCAGAAAAGGACCUGGGGCUGACAGUGGGCAAUAAGAGGGAUAUGAGCCAGCAGUGUGCCCUUGUUGCGGCAUCCUGGGCUGCAUCGGUAGGAACGUUGCCAGCAGAUUGAGGGCAGUGAUUCUUCCCCUCUAUGGGGCACUGGGGAGGCCACAUCUGGAGUCCCUUGUCCAGCUGUGGGCUCCCCACGACAGAAAGGGUGUGGAUACGUUGGAGAGAGUCCAGCGGAGGGCAAGAGCAGGGGGUUGGAAUAGAUGUGACCUAAGGGCCCCUCAAACUGAAUUUUCUAUGAUCUCCAAAAUCAAUUCAUUUUGCUGCCUCUUCCAGCCAUGGCUCCGUGUCCUCCUCUCUGCCCUGGGGAGCGCAGGCGCUUGCCCUCCUUGCUGCAACUGCCCUUCGGAUCCCUGCAGCCCGCUCCCAGGGCCCCUCCAGCGCCUUUUCCGCCGUCUGAACCAGCCCAGUGCCACCUGCUGCUCUGCUCCGCUCCUCCCCGCCUGGGCUGCACUUUCUGAGCCCAUGGGCAUCUUUGUUGCCGCCUCUGGACCCUUGUUAGCUUCUCCAUGGCCUUGCUCAAAGCCUGGAGCCCACCCAGGCCUUGUCCCGGUGCCUCCCAAAAGCCUCUGAUGGCAUCCAUCCCGUACCGAGGGUCCUCUCUUGCAGAGCAGCUGGGUGGCAUGGACAUCGGCAGCCAUUUUUUUAUGGUGCAUUGCCCCCUCCCAGUCCCAUGAGCUUGGCGCUGCCUGCACUAGCCUGGAGGAGCGGGCGGGCCUCCGUGCCAACCCCAGCAGCCGUGUGAGCUGGGCAGGCUGGGACACAUGAGGGCCACCAGGGGGCGCCUUGUGCACAUGGCACAGCCGGAGCUGCGGAUCCGGAUCGGGCCCAUCAGGGUGCCCCCUCCUUGCCCGGAUGCCCCUUUGCGCCCAUGGAGCUGCGUGGGCUGAGACCAAACCAGCUCAUAACUCCCCCAGGGGUGCAUGUGCUGGGGUUUAUUUUGCGGGGGUGGGGGUUGGGCAUGGCUGCCUAGGCCACCAUUGCCCCUUGUACAGAUGGGAAAACCGAGGCAAGCGAGGGCAGGGUAAUCUCAGCAGCAGGGAGCUGCACCCCGGGCCAGAGCCCGGAACCGGUCUGAACACCGCAGCCAGGCUUGUUCGUUAGCCACAAAGAGACGCCGGGAAGCCCUUGGAGGGGCCGGGCUGCUCCGGGUGCAAGCGGGGCCCCAAUCCUGGCUGGUGCUGGCGGCUGUGCAAUGCCAGGGCAGCUCCCACGUCGGCCGUGUGCCGGGGAGGGGGCUGCUGAUGUGUCCUUCGGCUGCCCUGGGGCGGGGGCUGAGGGGGGCCGCCCACAGAAAGCGGGCACUCCCUCCUGCUUCUGCUCCCGCAUCCGCCCCAACACUGGCAGCUGGGAUUAGUCGAGCCUCCCCUGCCCUGGGAACAACACAUUGUGCCAAGCUGGACUGGCCCCAAAACCCAGGGCGGAGCCCGGACCGCCCUCCAGAGCCCCCGUCCUGGCACAGGGGCUCAGCUUCCCUGUCUCUGGGCCUCCGCCAGGCCUGGGAAAAGCACACGGAUUAAGGACCCAGGCGAGUGGGAGGCGUGGACCUUGGCAUCCUCUUCCACCAGGUGUGUGGGUCCCGUACCGCCCCGUUCUUCACCUGCAGCCUCCUAAAGGCAGGUGGCACCAAGCCGUGGCAGCCGUGCCAGGCACCUGCCGCUGAGCCGUCAUGGAACUGAGCACGGCCACGCUCCUCUUGCUCGCCCUUGCCCUCACCAGCCUGGCCUGGCUGCUGGCAGGGGCGCAGCGGGGGCGCAGCGGGGGUAGGCGCCUGCCCCCCGGGCCCCGGCCAUUGCCCCUACUGGGAAACCUGCUGCAGCUGGACACCAAGCACAUGAUCCAGUCGCUGACGGCGCUGGCAGCGCGCUAUGGCCCUGUGUUCAUGGUGCACCUGGGCUCACAGCCCAUCGUGGUGCUGUGCGGCUACCGCACCGUGAAGGAGGCGCUGGUGGACCAAGCCGAGGUCUUUGCCGGCCGCGGCGACCUCCCCGUCGUGUACCGCUUCACCCAGGGCAACGGCAUCGCCUUCUCGAAUGGGGACAAGUGGCGGGUGCUGCGGCGCUUCGCCAUGCAGACGCUGCGCGGCUUUGGCAUGGGCAAGCGCAGCCUGGAGGCGCCGAUCCAGGAGGAGGCCCGGUGCCUCGUGGGGGAGCUCGACGGCACCCAAGCGGCACCCUUCGACCCCACCUUCCUCCUGGGCUGCGCCGUGUCCAACGUCAUCUGCUCCGUGGUGUUCGGGGAGCGCUUCGAGUACACGGACCACGGCUUCCUCGCCUUCCUCGGCGUCAUGAACCAGAACUUCCUCCUGCUCAGCUCCGUCUGGGGCCAGCUGUACAACCUCUUCCCCGGGCUCCUGCGCUGGCUCCCGGGGCCGCACAACCGCAUUUUUGCCAACUUCGAGCAGCUGCGGCGCUUCGUGGCCAAGCAGGUGGAGCGGCACCGCCUGGCCCUCGACCCCAACUUCCCCCAGGACUUCAUCGACUGCUUCCUCCUGCGCAUGGAGCAGGAGAAGCAGGACCCCCAGAGCCACUUCCACAUGGAGACACUGGUGAUGACAACCCACAACCUGUUCUUCGCGGGCACCGAGUCCACCAGCACCACGCUGCGCUACGGCCUCCUCAUCCUCAUGAAGUACCCGGAGAUCCAGGCCAAAGUCCACGAGGAGAUCGAUCGGGUGAUCGGGCAAGACCGCAGGCCGAGCGUUGAGGACCGGAGCUGCAUGCCCUACACUGACGCUGUCAUCCAUGAGAUCCAGCGCUUCUCUGACAUCAUCCCCUUGGGGAUCCCCCACGCGGUGACAUGUGACACCGUCUUCCAGGGAUACCUGCUUCCAAAGGGCACCAAUGUGAUGCCGGUGCUGGGCACCGUGCUCAAGGACCCCACCCAGUUCAGGAACCCGGGCGCCUUCGACCCCAGCCACUUCCUGGACGAGCGCGGGGGCUUCCAGAGGCACGACGCCUUCAUGGCCUUCUCCGCAGGGAAGCGCAUCUGCCUGGGGGAAGCUCUGGCGCGCAUGGAGCUCUUCCUCUUCUUCACCACCCUCCUGCAGCGCUUCGUCUUCAAGCCCCUCUGCCACCCGGAGCAGAUCGACCUUACGCCCCAGGUGAGCGGCCUGGGGAACCUGCCGCCGCCUUACAAGUGCUGCGCCGUGCCCCGCUAGCCGGCCGCAGCACCUUGCACCCCCACCCCCCGGGCAGCCAGCAGCCCCAGCGCACGGUGAGGUCUCGGCCGCGCCGGACACAGCACCCCCGGUUCACCAGACUCCUUGGUGGCAUCUUGCCUUUCUCCCCUGCUAAAGCCCCGGGCUCCCGGAGUCCCGGGAUUGCCUUGGCAGCCCAGUGGGCUGGAGAGCAAAUAAAACACAAAGCUGUUGGU